AUGAAGCUCGGCACGGUUCAGACUGUGUUCUCUCUCAUCUUCUCAACCCCUGGCGCUACGGCCUAUGGAGUAAGAUCAGAUGAGCUGAGCUAUGGAACGCCAGAGUCUGUGGGUAUGAGCUCGCAGGCUUUGGCUAAGAUGGUCAGCAAUCUCACCGCGUUCACACACGCGGCCAAUUACAGCAAGUUUUCGAAAUAUGAGGUCCAUCCAAUCCAACCUGGAGGUGCUAUUCUCGUUGGCCGCCAUGGAAAGAUUGUCAGCGAGUUCGCCUUUGGCAACAAGAGCUUGUACGCGGACGGAAACGGGACCAUUUUACCGUCUUACGAACAGGAGGAGGCAACGGUGGACACCAUCUACGACAUGGCAAGUCUGACGAAACUGUUUACAACAAUUAUCGCUCUUCAGCAGAUGGACGCUGGUAAAAUGCGCCUCACUGAUAACGUGACUACCUUUAUCCCUGGUUUCGGGGUAAAUGGAAAGGACAACAUCACGAUCGAGAUGCUUCUGACUCACACCAGCGGCUUCGCUCCAGACCCGUCGCCGUCACUGUAUUCAGACUCCUACUCAGCAUACGACGAGAGGAUCGACGCCAUUAUCACCCAAAGCUUGGAGAACGCACCCGGUAGCAUUUUUCUCUACUCCGACCUGAACUUCAUGACGAUGAUGCUCGUUGUCCAAAAUAUUACCGGCAAGAAGCUGGAUCAGCUUGUGGCCGAGGGCAUCACAGCCCCAUUGGGCAUGGCGUCUACCUUCUUUAACCGCAAUAAUGUCGAGGGCCACAAAAACCCGCAUUAUAGGCGCACGGCACCUACUGAGUUUCAGAUCGAAAUCCUCGGAUCAGGCGAACCUGACCGGCCACAGCCUGUUCGCGGCUCUGUUCACGACGAAAAUGCAUGGGCCCUUGAAGGCGUCUCCGGCCAUGCCGGCCUCUUCUCCACCGUUAAAGACACUGCCAGGUUUUGCCAAAUGAUCCUCAACAAUGGCACGUACGGCUACAAGCGGAUCUUGUCGCAGCAAGCGGUCGAUCUUAUCUUCACCAAUCUCAAUGCCCGUUUCCAAGACAUUAAUAGUGACCACGGUGCUGGCUUUGAGCUGGACCAAUUCUAUACCGCAGGCCCCCUAUACACACUACUUACUGCCUCUCACACUGGCUAUACCGGCACGAGCGUAGUCAUUGACCGUGGCCGCGACCUGUUCUAUCUGCACUUCGCUAACCGCGUCCACCCUACGCGCAACUGGAGCAGCAACAACAUCAUUCGCGAGACUCUGGGCUACUGGGUCGGCAACAGCUUAGGGUUGAACCUGACUCUUCCAGCCUAUUAG
Molecule: messenger RNA, 1323 nt
Organism: Grosmannia clavigera kw1407
Lineage: Eukaryota; Fungi; Ascomycota; Sordariomycetes; Ophiostomatales; Ophiostomataceae
Product: beta-lactamase family protein
Exons: 1
Coding region: 1-1323 (440 amino acids)
Source: RefSeq, a predicted model, not a curated record